UUUAUGUCUGUCCAGACUGUUACGAACUAAGAUGGAGGACAUGGGAGGGCGAAAUAUGGAUCUGGACACAGUUUUGUAGCUCGCUGGAGUUACUUUCUUGCGUUCCGUACUUAUGGCGGAACUUUUUGGACCUGACAAUGCCUAGAAAGGGGAAUGGACAGUUGCCGUUACCGGACGGCUGGGAACAGGCGACGGAUUACGACGGCAAAGUAUUUUAUAUCGACCACAAUACCAAGCAAACCAGCUGGAUAGACCCAAGGGACAGGUUAACAAAGCCCUUGUCUUUCGCCGACUGUGUUGGUGACGAGUUGCCAUGGGGUUGGGAGGCGUCCUACGACCCCCAGGUGGGCACCUACUACGUCGACCACAUCAACAAGAGCACUCAGUUGGAGGACCCGCGGAAGGCGUGGCGUGGGGAGCAGGAGCGCAUGCUGCAGGAGUACCUGACGGUGGCGCAGGAUGCGCUGAGCGCCCAGAAGGAGCUUUACCAGGUCAAAGAACAGCGGCUCGCACUUGCACUCGACGAGUACGUGAGGCUCAAUGACGCCUACAAGGAGAAGUCCAGCUCGCGGACUAGCUUAUUUUCAGGGUCAUCGUCAAGCACAAAAUAUGACCCUGACAUCCUAAAGGCUGAGAUCUCCACUACUAAAGUCCGGGUUAAUAAGCUGAAGAGAGAAUUGUUACAGAUGAGGCAAGAGCUUCUGUACAAAGAGCAGGGCUUCGAAACCUUGCAACAGAUCAACCAAAAAAUGUCAGGAGAUCAGAGUGGCUACCGGCUGAAAGAGGCAAAGGCCAUUGUGAGCGAGCUCAAGUCCCUGCACAAGGCCAUCAGCUCCGGGGAGAAGGAGAAGCAGGACCUGAUGCAGUGUCUGGCCAAACUGAAGGAGCGAUUCUACAAGGGCCAGAGUAUGGGUCGAUCGGAACCUGACCUGCGGAACCCGGCAGGUUCUCAAUCAUCGCUCUCCAGACAGAUGCUGGACGCCGGCUCACAGACAGACAUCUCGGGAGAGGCGGGUAUGAGGAGCAGGUCAUCUGUAGCUGAAAAGGUCAAAUUGAACCUACAGUAUGAGGAGGCCAAAAGAAGCAUGGCCAACCUGAAGAUCGAGCUGGCCAAGCUGGAGGACCGUGCCUGGCCGGGCGCGGUGGACGUGGAGCGCGAGCGCCUGCUGCUGCUCAGCGAGAAGGAGGAGCUGCUCAAGGAGCUGCAGUUCGUGUCGCCGCGCCGACGCUCGUUGGCGGAGCUGCAGCGUCUGGAGCAGGAGCGCUCGCGUCUGGAGGAGGACCUGCAGGCCAUCAGGGCCACGCCCAGCCAGGCGCUCGCGCAGAGGUUGAAAAUUCAAGAGAGGAGGCGAGUUCUCAUGCAGAAACUGUCAGAGUCUACACGGUUGGCAACAAUGCUCCAGUCUCAGCUCAAAAGCUUGUCAGCCAGCACAUUGUCCGUGUCGUCGGGCAGCAGUCUGGGCUCUCUGGCCUCCAGCCGCGGCUCCCUCAACACCUCCAGCAGCCGCGGCUCCCUGACCUCCCUGAGCUCCGGGGACCUGUACUACAGCGGCCAGCCCAACGCCUGCAUGCUGGACCUGGACUACCAGUACCAGCUGGACCUCCUGCUGCAGCCUGACCAGCCGCCCUCAUCCUUCGGACCGCCAGGCCCCAUCACCACCAUCCACGAGCACGAGGUGGCCAAGAUCCCCUCCAUGGCUGCCACGUCCACCACCUCAUCCGUUGUAUCCUCUAAGGGGCCCUCGUUUCCCACCCCUCCCGUUGCUCUGUCCACCAACCUGGCUAACUCUAGUGUGCCCCCUAAGGCGGCCGAGCCCUCGAAGUCGGUGGCCUCGCUGUCGUCACGAUCCUCGCUGUCUUCGCUCUCUCCACCCGGCUCGCCGCUGGUGCUGGAGGGGGCGUUUCUGCACCCCUCGAUCCAAGAUGCUGCUGUGCAGGACUAUGGGGAAGGGGAACUGACUGGAGACUUUGCUGAGCUGGGCUUCUUCGAGAGCGCACUGGUGUUUGAUCCAGAGAGUGAGGAUAAAGACGUCGGUGACGUACUACGGAGGGUACCCUUGACCACCUUACGAGAAGGCAUGACAGAUGUGGAGUUUGCUCGACAAUCUGCAGAUUCUUUGGAGAGCAAGCCAGCGUGCGUGUCUGCUGCUGUAUCAGACGAAUCUGUAGCUGGAGACAGUGGCGUGUAUGAGGCCUCUGUUAAACGGUCAAAUGAAGCUGAAGACCCUGUGUAUAUUGAGGACGAGCCAAUUCUACCCGAGUCAGCCCAAGUUCAGCUGGGAAUGAAGUAUGAUGCCUCCACGUCCAGCCUCAUCAUGGUGCUCAUGCAGCUUCAGAACCCCACUGCCUUGCUGGUGCCCCUGGCAACCAAAGUGUACCUGCGUGUGGCGCUGCUGCCCUCCUCCACCGACAUCAGUUGCCUGUUCCGCACACGGGUGCAUCCCCUGGCCGAGCCGCUGGUAUUGAAUGAGGUGUUUCGCACUGAGGCUGCCAUGCCACUUCUGCGCCUCAAGACACUACGCAUCGAUGCCUGUGUGGUGGGCCACACACACUAUGAGGAGUGCCUGGCAGGAGUGCAGAUUCCUCUGAUUGAUGUGAAUCUGAGUGGAGACAUGAGGAGUGUGUGGCACAGCCUGCUUCCUCGCAGGAGAGUCGGCAAGGAGCGGGCUCCCCCACCUCUAGACCUGGAUGCUGUGUCAGCCUUGCUGCAGAGGACCUCGACUGAGCUGCAAGCUGUGGAGCAGGAGCUGGCGGCUGCCGGGGAGAGCUUGGGAGAAGAAUGGUUGGCCAUGUUGGAAGAACCGAUUCUGGGCGAAGAGGAGCAGGAAGAGACUGAGGAAGGAGAGACUCGGAAAGAGAAAGGUUGUGCUGAGGCGGAGCGUUGCGAGGAUUCUGAUGGCGUGCAUUCAGGCAAGGACAAAGUCAGACGGCCAGAGGACGUGGAGACAGCAGAGGGAGGCAGUAGAAGUGACGACGAGCGCACUCCUCAGGUGGCCCAAGGGCCAGCGCUGGUGGACAAGGAGACCAACACAGAGCAGGGGCUGCAGGACGGGGUGUCGGUGCGCCCCAAAGAGAGGUCGUGCCUGGGGCCGCGCCAGCAGAGAGGUUUCGUCAGGAACAGCCUGAUCCUGCGCUCUCAGACCUUCUCUCCAGGAGAGCGGAGCCAGUAUGUGUGCAGGUUGAACCGGAGCGACAGCGACAGCUCCACGCUAUCCAAAAGGUCACCGUUCAUUCGCAAUGCUUCGGAGCGCCGCAGUCUACGAAUGAAAAGGCCGGUGGUGCACACUACGAGCUCGAGGCAGACGGUGCGCACCUCGCUGGACCUGGAGCUGGACCUGCAGGCGUCGCGUACGCGACAGAGCAGGCUGAACGCGGAGCUGCAGACGCUGCGGGAGCUGCGCACGUGCAUGGAGGCGCUGAGGGACGGCGCGGAGACCGCGGGGACGGGGGACGGCACCCUGCCGACAGCGCAGCUACCCACCGCCAUGCUGCAGGACGAGCGCUUCAGCAGCCUGCUGAGGCAGGCCGAGAGACAGGCUGAGCAGUCAAAGGAGGAGCAGAGGCAAGAGCAGAAAGCAGAGAAGCUGAUGAGGAAGGCCUCCAAGGACGUGUGCCGCCUCCGUGAGCAGAGCCAGAAGGUCCCUCUGCAGGUUCAGUCGUUCAGGGAGAGGAUGGCCUACUUCACACGUGCCAAGAUUCAUAUACCCUCCUUGCCAGCUGAUGAUGUAUAAUGUCAUUUUAAAGCAAAACAAUGAAGUAUUUUCAUUAUUUUAUUUUAUAUAGUAUAUUCAUAGUAUAGCAUAUAAAAUAAAUAUAAAAAAUAUAGUUUUUCAUGAUAUAGAUAAAUGUAUUUGUAUGAGUAAUUUUUAAAGCAUUUCCCCAUACAGAAAACCAAAGUAGUGUAAUUUUGGUACGUGUCUGCAAUGAAGAGCUUGUACUGUUUUGUGAAGUGUGACUGGGAAGAGGCAGGGUGAGAGGAGAAUACUGUGGAAAUCAUAGCUGUUCUCCAAGUUAGUGCCCAUGUACACACAAACCUCUGUAUUGAUGGAUGCAUGCAUGUACCUCUGUAUGUUAAUGUCUGUAUUUGUUCACCUUGAACAGAGACUAUCUGUCUCAGUGUUAUUAGAGUGGAUGUGUGUGGUUAGGGAGGAAAAGAGAGAAGUGUGCAUGUUUUGUUCAAGGCUAAUGCUUCACUUAGGUAUUUGUGCGUGUGUUUUAAUCUAACACAAGCCUUGUUCUUUUGAAUGUAAGCAAGCAUUGCCUCCUUUUCUCUACUGCACUGAUUCUCUCUCUCUCUCUGUCUCUCUCUCUGUCUCUCUCUCUCUCGCAAGGGCUAGUGCUAUCAGUCACCUCAAACGUGUCAAUUGUGUUCAAUCAGCACUGUACUCUCGCCCAUAUAGUGAUAUUUGACAAAAAAGCAAGAUGAGCAGUGCUGAGUUUACAAGCCUGUUUUAUAGAUGCCAGAGGGGAUAAGAGGCCCAAGAAACAAUUUUGUUAAGUACAGUAAUGUUUUUUAAGUCUCUCAGCUGCCUUCCUAUUUCUUGUGUUUCAUGUGCUUUCUUUUUCAAGACAUCUCAAAAUGUUGAAUUUUUUGUUGUUGUUACAGUUGUGAAGUUGGAAACUAAAUAUUUCUGUUUGCCUAAGAUGAGCAAGAUCUAUACAAUUACAUUUUACUUACAAAGAUCAGGGGGAUAGAGUGUAAGCUAGGUGCAGAGGUCGCCCCUGUUGUAAUUUGUUAUCAUUCUUUUUCCAACCUGAGCCGGAAGAGACAAGAACUGCAGCAUUGCUUAUCCUAAUUGGUUGAGUUUUAUCUUUGGCUAGAAAGAAAGCAACAUUGUGUUUUAAAUGAACGAUGCCCCUUUACAUCUGUCGCAACAAUGGCCAUUUUUUAUUUAUUUAUUCCCCAUAUGUCUGUCUCUUAGUAUUUUUUGUUAGUGUUAUGUUCCCCCCAGAAAUGCUCUAAAAAAUGUUUGGUCUUAACUGUAUUUUUUUUCAGAUUGUACUUUUUAAGGCAGAUUUGGCAGCUAAUGCAUGGUAUGUACGUGUGUCUGAGUUACCUGAUCAUCAACAUACCAUGUAUGGGCAGUACAAUAACACGCAUGCAAGACACUGUUUCAAACAAUAUUCACACAGGAGGUUGGAAUGUGUGAAUACAAACAUACAAUAUAAACAGAGUUCUUGUAUGGACAAAAUAGUUAAAAUUUAAUUCUGCUAUGGUUUAUUUCAUCAUACCUCUGGCACAACCCACGUCUAAUGUUUUAUCAAGUGCUCAUGUUAAGACAUGUUUUAUGUUUGAUGCGCUUUUGUUUAUUUUAGAUGACUGUGACCAAAACUACACUGUGGUGAAUAUGUCAUAGCCUGUCAACUAAUAACUAUGAAGUACUUCAAAGAUUAUGUGUACCGCAAAACAACAUCUAAAAUUAUGAAGGUGAUUCCGUAUUUGCAAGAGCCUCUAUGUCUGCCUGUGUUGGUGCAGAUAUGUCAGAUCAUGUGAUCCAUCCUGUUAAGCUAAAUGUACAAAAGUGUUUUGCAAAGCUUGUUGCUUGCUUUAUGUCUUUUCAUAGAGACAGUUUUCUUUUAAAGAUGUAAACAUGAUUCAUGAAGAUAUAUAAAUCCAUUUAAUUUUUUUUUUGUCUUUUGUCUUUUUUUUUAUUUUUACAAUAUUUAAUGAAAUCUCACAUUUGUAAAUAUUUGUAUUACUUUUGCAUAUCUGAAUCAAAACUACAAUGUGCUUGUAAUGUAAAUGCUUUCUUGAAAUAUCUUACAAUCUUGUUAAAUGAUUUUGUUUAGAAAAUGGCCACUAUUGAGGAAGUAGCCACUGAACUAAGGCAUGACUCUUUUGACCCAAAUGAACUUCAUUUUCUUUGUGGCCAAUUCUAUGCAAAAGAGUCAUUUCCCCACGUGUGUGUAUGUGUGUGGGCAUCUGGGUGUGCACACACGUGUGGAUGUGAGUCCAGAAGAUGAAGAAAAGAGAAGAAGACUGAUGGACUGCAAGUAUGUGUAUGGGCUAUACCUGUGUGUUAUAUGCACAGCCAUGUGGAUGUUACUGCACACUUUGUCUUCUUUCUGCACCUUGUACAUGUUCCUGUAAUUGGUUAAAUAUGAUUUAUACUAAAUCUGUUCUCAUGUGAUU
Engraulis encrasicolus (European anchovy) is the source of this 6133-nucleotide messenger RNA. Its product is annotated as protein WWC2-like. NCBI's taxonomy places the organism in Eukaryota, Metazoa, Chordata, Actinopteri, Clupeiformes, Engraulidae. Gene Ontology annotation, molecular function: molecular adaptor activity; kinase binding. The transcript has 23 exons. Gene Ontology annotation, cellular component: cytoplasm. The coding region runs from base 138 to 3731 and encodes 1197 amino acids. Gene Ontology annotation, biological process: cell migration; regulation of DNA-templated transcription; negative regulation of organ growth. The record is from RefSeq and is a predicted model, not a curated record.